CACGUCCGGCCGGUAAGCUGUGCAGACGGGCCGCGAGAGCGCAUUUAUUUCGCACAAUGCGCUAUCAUUUUUUGACAACACUAUGCCUACUCGCAUACACCACUAACGCAAUCAAAAUCCUCGGCGUCUUUCCUUAUGAUGGCAAAAGCCACUUUAUCGUAAUCAAAGUCCUGUUGGAAGAACUAGCCAGGAGAGGACACGAUGUUACCGUCAUAUCCCACUUUCCAGACGACAACCCACCAAAGAACUAUCACGAUGUCAGCCUCUUCAUACCAAAAAAAAACAAUGACUCUGUAGAAGAUGCUGUGAAAAUUGAAAGGUCAUACUUUGGCGUAUUUGAAGUCGGAGUGUACUUAGCGCUAAGCGGCAAAAACGAUUGUGAAGUGAUGUUAGCAAAUAAGGAUGUACAAAAACUUGUCAACAGGAAAGAUAAAUACGAUUUGGUGCUAACUGAACAGUUUAAUAGUGAUUGUUCAUUAGGAAUAGCGUACAAGUUAGGAGCUCCCGUGGUUGGAAUAACCACGCAUGUCUUGAUGCCAUGGCAUUACAAAAGAUUGGGAAUCCCAAACAAUCCUUCGUACGUUUCCUUCCAUUUUCUGGAAGGGGGAACGAAACCAACUUUAUUUCAAAGGGUGGAAAGAGUGUUUUUCGACGCAUAUUUUAAGACUCUAUACUAUCUAAUAAGUCAGAGAUCAAAUCAGAAUGAAUUAGCUAAAUACUAUGACGACAUACCGCCGCUGGAAGACUUGGCUGGGCAGAUAAAGUUUUUGCUGCUAAACCAUCAUUAUGUUCUGACUGGGUCGACCUUGUACCCCGCUAAUGUGGUCGAAAUUGGUGGAUUUCAUGUCGGCAAACCGAAUCCUUUGUCUGGGGAAUUAAAAAAUUUCGUGGAACAAGCGGAACAUGGCGUGAUAUUCCUAAGUUUCGGCACAACAGUGAGCCUUUCUCUUACAUCCGUGGAAAAGAUACAGGCCAUAUUAGACACUAUUGAAGAGUUGCCCCAAAGAUUCAUAUGGAGAUGGGAUAAGAAGACGACUCUAGACAAAAAACCAUUUAACCAGCUAAGCCAAAAACAUUUGGACUUAUUGGCAAAUAAAAAGAAAAUUUACAUUGGGAAUUGGUUACCUCAAGUUGAUAUUUUGGGGCAUCCAAAAGUAUUAGCAUUUAUCUCCCAUGGUGGCAUGGGUGGUACAACCGAGGCAAUCCACUUUGCAGUGCCGAUAGUGGCCAUGCCCAUAACUGGUGACCAGCCAGCAAAUGCUGCGGCCAUCGAGGAAAGCGGCUUCGGAGUCCACCAACCAAUCAACAGCCUAACUAAAGAGGAUCUAGUUGCCAGUCUCAAAAAAGUCUUAAACCCGAAAUUCCGUGAACAAGUGAAGCUGCGUUCCAAAGCGUGGCAUGACCGUCCAGUGUCUCCUAUGAACUCAGCGGUGUACUGGAUCGAGUACGCAGCUCGCAAUGGAAACUUUACCUUCAGGACCCCUGCAGCCACCGUCCCAUUAUACCAGUACCUUUAUCUAGACACCAUGGCGGUGUAUGCAGUAUUCUUCACUGCAGUCUUUUUGUUAUUUAAAUCUUUCUGUUGUGCUUCAUCCCGUAAGGAGACUAAGAAACCAAUGAAUAACAAGAAGAAAAAACAAAAUUAAUAAUUCAGCAUUAAAUUUUUAUAUGGAA
Messenger RNA from Ostrinia nubilalis (European corn borer), 1674 nucleotides. RefSeq names its product UDP-glucosyltransferase 2-like. Bases 57 to 1646 code for a protein of 529 amino acids. Lineage: Eukaryota; Metazoa; Arthropoda; Insecta; Lepidoptera; Crambidae. The record is from RefSeq and is a predicted model, not a curated record. Gene Ontology annotation, molecular function: UDP-glycosyltransferase activity. The transcript has 4 exons.